Messenger RNA from Pecten maximus, 1486 nucleotides. RefSeq names its product glyoxylate reductase/hydroxypyruvate reductase-like. Gene Ontology annotation, molecular function: hydroxypyruvate reductase [NAD(P)H] activity; hydroxypyruvate reductase (NADH) activity; glyoxylate reductase (NADPH) activity. Bases 93 to 1061 code for a protein of 322 amino acids. The record is from RefSeq and is a predicted model, not a curated record. Lineage: Eukaryota; Metazoa; Mollusca; Bivalvia; Pectinida; Pectinidae. The transcript is spliced from 4 exons. Gene Ontology annotation, cellular component: cytosol.
GCCACUUCCGGUUUUACACGGCACGGUAGACUCGAAGAUGGAAAGGCGAGACUGCAGCGAAAUGUGUGUGUAGUGGAUGGUUCGGUGUAAUCAUGUCGGCCCGUCCUCGAGUCCUGAUCUCCCGAUCAGCCCCUCCAGCGGGCACAGACCCCAUUAAGGCUGUAUGUGACGUAUGGGUCUGGCCAGAGGAGGAUCCAAUCCCAGCGGAGGAGUUUAAGAAGCGAGCAGCGGGGGUAACCGCCAUUUUCUGCCAUCCUCCGGACGAAAUCAACAAGGACUUGCUUGAUGCCGCCGGCCCGAGUCUGAAGGUGGUUGGAACUAUGUCCGUGGGACUUGAGCAUAUUGACCUUGCUGAGUGUCGACGUCGUGGCAUCAAGGUUGGACAUACUCCUAAUGUACUGAACGAAGCUGUGGCUGAGUUAACGAUAGCUCUCCUCCUGUCAGCGGCUCGUAGACUAAAGGAAGGAUACGCCUGCCAGAAUGGAGAAGAAACCUGGGAAAACGCCUUGUAUCUCUGUGGAUAUGAGGUUAGUGGAUCCACCAUUGGCAUUGUGGGAUUGGGACGUAUCGGUAUGGCGGUUGCUACGCGACUCAAAUCCUUUAAUGUUGCCAAGUUCCUGUACUCUGGAAAUAGUCAGAAAUCUUACGCAGAAGAAGUAAACGCCGAAUUUGUUUCGUUCGACGAACUUCUGGAAUGCUCUGAUUUUAUUAUCGCAUGCUGUUCUAUCAAUGCCUACAAUCGAGGCCUUUUCGACAAAGCUGCAUUCAAGAAGAUGAAGAAGUCAGCCAUAUUUAUCAACGUUUCGCGAGGAGUGUUGGUCAAUCAUGAUGACCUUAUUGAGGCCUUGUCCAGCGGUGAGAUAUAUGGUGCCGGACUUGACGUCACCGAGCCGGAACCACUUCCACCAGACAGCCCAUUAUAUUCCCUAAAGAACUGUCUAGUGACACCUCACCUCGGUAGUGCAAGUUUGAAGUCAAGAAACGGAAUGGCAAGUCUCACAGCCAGAAACAUUUUGGCUGGAAUCAGAGACGAGGAUCUCCCGUCUGCGGCCACAUAUUGAUUAUGUUUAAUGUUUGUUUAAAAACUAUACAUUUAACUAGGUGACAAUUUAUUAAAACGAAAAAAAAAACAAAAAAAACAAAAAAAAACAACAACAACAAAAAACAAAAAGUAAAAUAAUAUAUCAAAGACUGGUAGUCAUAAAAGAUUAUACGUACAUAUAUCUAUCGACACUCAUUAUCGAUGGCGGGACAAAAUGUCUGGUCUUCAACGAAAGUUCUAUAAAAUGAAGUUAUCGUCAGCUUAUUUGUCAAAGGUCCAUGUAAAUCCAAAGAGUUGGUCAUGCAAUCUGUCUGGUCAAAGUAAUCAUUAUCUAUGUAAAGAAUUUUUUGUUAUUGAUUUCUAUGUUUGUAUGGACAUUAUUCUGAUUAUAAUAUAUAUUAUAAUAAUGACGUCAUAAUAAAAACGCUUAAAGUGUUACCUGAA